Pogona vitticeps (central bearded dragon) is the source of this 1578-nucleotide messenger RNA. It is a transcript of the gene HOXA10, whose product is annotated as homeobox A10. Lineage: Eukaryota; Metazoa; Chordata; Lepidosauria; Squamata; Agamidae. Gene Ontology annotation, biological process: regulation of transcription by RNA polymerase II. The record is from RefSeq and is a predicted model, not a curated record. Gene Ontology annotation, molecular function: RNA polymerase II cis-regulatory region sequence-specific DNA binding; DNA-binding transcription factor activity, RNA polymerase II-specific. Gene Ontology annotation, cellular component: nucleus.
AUGUCAGCCAGAAAGGGCUAUCUGCUCUCUUCGCCAAAUUAUUCCACGACAAUGGCAUGCUCGGAGGGCCCCGCUACAAACUCUUUUUUGGUGGAUUCCUUGAUAAACUCAGCUUCGGGAAGAGGGGAAGGAGGAGGAGGAGGUGGCGGAGUUGCAGGAGGAGGAGGAGGAGGAGGAGGCAACGGCGGUGGCUUCUAUCCCAACAACAGUGGUGUCUACCUGCCACAGGCGUCCGAUCUGUCCUAUGGGUUGCAAAGCUAUGGACUUUUCCCGGUCCUGAGCAAACGCAAUGAAGGUCCAUCUCCAAGCAUGGUCCCCGCUUCCCACACUUACAUGUCAGGGAUGGAAGUCUGGCUAGAUCCCCCAAGGUCCUGUCGCCUGGAAGAACCCGAAAGCCCGCAGGCUACCUCCUGCUCCUUCGCUCCAAAUAUUAAAGAGGAGAACUCCUACUGCCUCUAUGACUCUGACAAAGGCCCCAAAGAAGCCACAGCUACCGACUUAUCGACUUUCCCAAGGCUAAACUCUGAGGUCUGUUCCAUGAACAAUGUGACCACCGGGGUGCCUGUCCCAGGUUACUUCCGCUUGUCUCAAGCUUAUGGCACCACGAAGAGCAGCAGCAGCAGCAACAACAGCAGCAGCAGCAGUAACAACAACCACCAGCACCACCAGCACCACCUCCCAGGGCAAGGAGUUGCUGCUUCCCAGUUUCCCCCGCAUCCUCCAGUACGAUUUGACACCCCUCCGGUCUUGCCUCCGGCGCUCCCCCCUCCCGACCAGGGGAGAAAAGAGGAUGAAGAUUCUUCUCCACCUAGCACUUUGGUCUGCGUUUCCCAAAGCGGGGAAGAAGAAGGGCAGGCUUCUUCCGCGGCAGAGGAACUCUCGCCCACGCCUUCCGAGAGCAGCAAGCUUUCCACGGAGAAAGAAACCCUGGGCAGCUCCAAAGGAGAGAACGCAGCCAACUGGCUAACCGCAAAAAGUGGCAGAAAGAAACGGUGCCCUUAUACCAAGCACCAGACCCUGGAGCUGGAAAAGGAGUUUCUUUUCAAUAUGUACCUGACUCGUGAGCGUCGCCUAGAGAUCAGCCGCACAGUCCACCUAACAGACAGACAAGUGAAAAUCUGGUUUCAGAACCGUAGGAUGAAACUCAAGAAAAUGAACCGGGAGAACCGAAUUCGGGAGCUCACAGCCAACUUCAAUUUCUCCUGAUGAACCCUACCGGCGCAUUGUUUGUGGUCUAAACAGCCAGGACCGUUUUUCACCCCCCCCCAAACCACCCACCCAAAUCCCAGCGGCUUUAGCUACUAACUAGCACCUCUAUGGAUUUGAACCUUCUUAUCACGUUCUCAACCUCUCUCCAGAGCAUCUUCAUAAAUGAUUUUGUUGGGAUAAAGCCAUAACGAUAUACAGGACGCCAUCCCUCCUACUGCCCUUAUUUUCGCUCUAGGGUUCGGGCUCCGAGAAGUAGUUUUUUUCCCAGAACCUUAGAGGUCUCUCCCCCAUCUCCUUUCAGAAAACUGAGCCAAACCUAGCUGAAGGUAAAUAGUAUCUUCCCCUUAACACAUAUAUACCCCUAAACCC